Molecule: messenger RNA, 3572 nt
Organism: Delphinapterus leucas (beluga whale)
Lineage: Eukaryota; Metazoa; Chordata; Mammalia; Artiodactyla; Monodontidae
Gene: B4GALNT1
Product: beta-1,4-N-acetyl-galactosaminyltransferase 1
Biological process (GO): ganglioside biosynthetic process
Cellular component (GO): Golgi membrane
Molecular function (GO): acetylgalactosaminyltransferase activity
Source: RefSeq, a predicted model, not a curated record
AGGUGAGAGCCUGGCGCAGCCCGGACCGAAAUCUUGCGGCGGCCUCAGAGCGUUAGACAGGUCAGUGUCCGGGCGGGAUGAGGGGCCGAGACUGAGGCGGGAAGAGGCGCGCACGCCGGUCCACCUUGUCCCCCCGCACAGCUUCCCGAGGCCACUCACGGGGUCACCUCCGCCGGGGCCACCCAGUAGCGCGGGCGUGAUUCUGCAUUUUUCAUGACAGGCAAGGUGUGGCGCUGCCCUCUGCAGCCCAGCCGGGGCCAGGUGAUGCUCGGACUGAGGGGUUGGGGGAUGCGCGGGCCAGGGGAGGUGGCGGGCUCGGGAACACCCGCUAUUCUGAUAAAAUGGUACUCUUCUACUUAUGAGCCUCCGCAUCGAAACCACUACCUCCAACGUUCUCUUGCUUCAAGAUGCCCGGCCUCAGGCGUGAGAGGAAAGCAAGAUGCGGGAGAGGGAGAGAAGAAAGGAGGCCGGGAGACCCGAGGCCCGGGAAGUGAGGGGAGGGGACAGGGGUACCGAUUCGCUAUGCAAAUCCUGGCGCGCGAGAUGUGGAAAGCCCCAGGUGGCCGGCAGGAGCCUCCGGAAGCGCGGGGGCCCCAACCCACGCCUUCGCUCCCCACCUUUCUCACUCUCCCAUCCCUACCGCCCACCCAGGAUGCGGCUGGGCCGCCGGGCCCUCUGUGUGCUGGUCCUGCUGCUCGCCUGCGCCUCGCUGGGGCUCCUGUACGCGAGCACCCGGGUCGCGCCGGGCCUCCAGGCACCUCUUGCGCUGUGGACGCCCCUGCAGGGCAACCCCAGGCCAGAAUUGCCAGGUCUUGCCCCCGAGCCCCGGUACGCACACAUCCCAGUCAGGAUCAAGGAGCAAGUGGUGGGGCUGCUGCCCACGAACAACUGCAGUUGUGAAUCCAGUGGGGGGAGCCUUCACCUCCCCUUCCAGAGGCGGGUCCAAGCCAUUGACUUCACCAAGGCCUUUGACCCUGAGGAGCUGAGGGCUGCAUCUGCCUUGAGGGAGCAGGAGUUCCAGGCCUUCCUUUCAAGGAGCCAGUCUGCUGCUGACCAGCUGCUCAUAGCCCCUGCCAACUCCCCACUACAGUACCCCCUGCAGGGUGUGGAGGUCCAGCCCCUCAGGAGCAUCUUGGUGCCAGGACUGAGCCUGCAGGCCACUUCUGGUCAGGAGGUAUACCAGGUGAACCUGACUGCCUCCUUGGGCACCUGGGACGUGGCAGGGGAAGUGACUGGAGUGACUCUCACUGGAGAGGGGCAGCCAGAUCUCACCCUCGCCAGCCCAGGGCUGGACCAACUCAAUCGGCAGCUGCAACUGGUGACUUAUAGCAGCCGAAGCUACCAGGCAAACACAGCAGACAUAGUCCGGUUCUCCACCGAGGGACACAAAGUUGCCUUCACCAUACGCAUAAGACACCCACCCAGCCCUCAGCUGUACCCACCUGGGUCUCUACCCCUGGGAGGUGAGACUGCCCAGUACAACAUCAGCGCUCUGGUCACCAUUGCCACUAAGACCUUCCUUCGUUACAAUCGGCUACGGGCACUCAUCGCCAGCAUCCGCCGCUUCUACCCGACAGUCACAGUGGUAAUCGCCGACGACAGCGACAAGCCAGAGAGCAUUAGAGGUCCCCACAUCGAGCACUAUCUCAUGCCUUUUGGCAAGGGCUGGUUCGCAGGCCGGAACCUGGCCGUAUCCCAAGUAACCACCAAGUACGUGCUGUGGGUGGACGACGACUUCGUCUUCACGGCGCGGACACGACUGGAGAGGCUUGUGGACGUGCUGGAGCGGACGCCGCUGGACCUGGUGGGGGGCGCGGUGCGCGAGAUCUCCGGCUUCGCCACCACCUACCGGCAGCUGCUGAGCGUGGAGCCCGGCGCGCCAGGCCGCGGGAACUGCCUCCGGCAGAAGCGCGGCUUCCACCACGAGCUCGUCGGCUUCCCAGGGUGCGUGGUCACCGACGGCGUGGUCAACUUCUUCCUGGCGCGCACUGACAAGGUGCGCGAGGUCGGCUUUGACCCGCGCCUCAGCCGCGUGGCGCACCUGGAAUUCUUCCUGGAUGGACUUGGUUCUCUUCGGGUGGGCUCCUGCUCAGACGUUGUCGUGGAUCAUGCAUCCAAGUUGAAGUUGCCUUGGACAUCAAGGGAUGCUAGGGCAGAGACUUAUGCUCGGUACCGUUACCCGGGAUCACUGGAUGAAAGUCAGGUGGCCAAACACCGCCUGCUCUUCUUCAAACACCGGCUCCAGUGCAUGACCUCAGAGUGACGGCCACUCGGGGCCUUCCAACUGUCAGGCUGGGCCUACCUCCUUGCACCUGCCAGGAAUAUCUAGCAAAGCCCACCAGCCAGUGACCACUCCACUGACUGUCCCCAAUCUCCUUCAGAACUUGAUCCCAAAUAGGGGCUUGUCCUGGUGACAUUCCUCCUUUCUGCGAGUGCCCAGGGGCAUGAUGGAGCCAUAACUCAUCCCACAGCCAGUGCCAAGUCCUCCUCCCACCCCCUUCCCAUAGGGCAGGAAGUGGGGGGUUGCUUUCCAAGUGCCAAAGAGCCCAUGGGGACUCUAAAAACCUAAAGCGGAAACACUCUCAUCUCCUUGGGACCAAGGGGGUGGGAAAGCCCCCAGUAUAUAUUCCCAGGGCUGGGGCCUCCCUCGCAUCCCUGGAUCCAGGACUCUGUGCAGCGACUGCAGCCCCACCCCAUGGAGAGAACUGGUGACGGGAGCUGGUGUGGGGACCAGUGAACAUACAGGUGAAAGCCAUUUUCAGUUGUGUCUCUGCAAUGCUGUGUGCAUGGAGGAAUGGGGCACCAAGGGUCUGUGUGCAGACACCCAGACUCACUUCAUGAACCCCAGAGACUCUCAGCUUCAUUUUAUUAGUUACAUUAAGUAAGGGGGCUCAGGGACCCUGGCCCUCCUCACACACAUGCUUUUGGGACCCUCCACACUCCACAUGACCGGGUCAGACCCACACUGUGCAAGUCUUUGGACCAGUGAGCUCCUGGAAAAGGGAAGGGACAUGUCAGAAGUAGAUUAGGUGCCCCCCUCCCUCACCCAAGAUUUGGCAGACCUCUCAGGGGUACCCCGCCUGCUUUGGAACCUUAGUUCCUCAGUUCUUCACCCACAGCUGGGCCCAGUCUCCCUGGUUUAGUCUUAUAUAGACUAAUCACUUCAUCCCCACCCCUUUCCUUCAUCUCCCUCCUCAGCCCCCUUCACAAAUCCCUCUGCCUGGAUCUUCAGUCACUGACUCACACCUCCUUUGCCAUAGCCCAGCACCUCCUGGCUUCCACUCCCGUUGCUACUGCCGCCUCACCAGUCUCUCCAGGGCAUAUGCAGCUGCAUCCUGGACACUCACAAACAGCUGUUCUGGGGUCACUCUAUCCAGGAGUCCUGCCUGGGUCAGUGUCCCCAGCACUGAGGCUGUGUGGAGAAGGGGUCAGGCUCUCAGGUCCUACAACUACACCAUGUCCUCUUCCUUCCCCGCAAGCGUCCAGUCACUCCCCACUCUCCAGAUCCCUCCAUCCUCCACAUCUCACCAUUACACUGAGCCAGGAGAAGGUGGAUCCCAGCAUCUCGGCAU